UCACUUCGUGGGCGGGACCGUCUAUAGGAAGUAGAGUUAUUUGCCCUUGGUCAAGAAACGUGCCUCCGAACUAGAAACUACUGGUCAAGUAAGACCUGUGUUAUUCCUGUAUGCUGUGUCUGUGGCUGUAGUGCCAGUAUUCCUUGCAGAUGCCUCUUCACAAGUUCCCUCCGCGGGUCUGGGAAGCUCUGAAGCUGAAGCAGGGGAUCUACACCCGGCUGCCAGGGCACUACCUGCGCUCCCUGCAGGAGAGUCGCCCGCCUGCCGCAGUACACUGGAAACCCCUGGGGGUCAACUCCCGCGUGAACCCCAAGACAGGGCAUCGCGAGCGGGUGCAGGACGUACCCAUCCCUAUCUACUACCCCCCGGAGUCUCAGGGCGGCCUGUGGGGGGGCGAGGGCUGGAUCGUGGGGUACAGAUACGCCAAUAACGACAAGCUCUCCAACCGUCUGAAGAAGGUGUGGAAGCCCCAGCUGUUUAACAGGGAGCUGUACAGUGAGAUUCUCGACCACAAGUUCAAAAUCACAGUGACGGCGCGCACUCUGGACCUCGUCGACGCAGCGUAUGGGUUUGACUUCUACAUCCUGCGGACUCCACAGGAAGACCUGAACUCAAAGCUGGGGAUGGACUUGAAACGGGCCAUGCUGUUACGACUAGCUCGCAAAGACACAGAGCUGUACCCUGAAAACCCAGCAAAGAGAGAGACUGUAUUUAACAAAUACAAGGAGUUUAUGAUCCCGGCAGAGGAGGCGGAGUGGGUAGGACUCAGUCUGGAAGAAGCUGUGGAGAAGCAGAGGCUGCUGGAGAAGAAGGACCCCGAGCCGCUGUUUAAAGCCUUCGUACAGGAUUUGGUACAGGAGCUUACCGCCCAGAAGCUGUCCGAGCCGGAGAUUGUGGAGAAGAAACACUGAAGAGGGAGCCUAGCGUUCCAGGCAGCUUUGCCAGGGCAGAGACCAAUAUCAGGUACCCACUGCAUUGUAUUGUGAGCUAGAUAUCAAAGCCUCAAAUCUGGAAUGGCUCACACUGCUCUGCAAUGGAAGCUUUACUGCCAUCUCUGCAGGGCCAGAUCUCAGGAGAGUCCAAGGACCCUAUGUGACACCACUGCCUUUGCUCCUCUCCCAGUAAAUAUCUCCACAUUAAACAACCCGCAAGUUACACGUUUCACAACUGGCUUUACUCGCCGAUCUCAUUUUGGGUUUAUUUAAUUCGGAAUACCUGUGUUUUUUUUUGUUUUUUUUUUAUAAGCCUGGCUUUGUAAAUUGUGUUUGGAAGAAUACAUCUGUACAUAAAAUUCCAAUAAAAUAUCAAUAAUGUUA
This is a messenger RNA of Acipenser ruthenus (sterlet), 1316 nucleotides long. Its product is annotated as large ribosomal subunit protein bL28m-like. The coding region runs from base 150 to 911 and encodes 253 amino acids. Gene Ontology annotation, molecular function: structural constituent of ribosome. The record is from RefSeq and is a predicted model, not a curated record. NCBI's taxonomy places the organism in Eukaryota, Metazoa, Chordata, Actinopteri, Acipenseriformes, Acipenseridae. The transcript is spliced from 6 exons. Gene Ontology annotation, cellular component: mitochondrial large ribosomal subunit.